Messenger RNA from Sordaria macrospora k-hell, 948 nucleotides. RefSeq lists its product as uncharacterized. Lineage: Eukaryota; Fungi; Ascomycota; Sordariomycetes; Sordariales; Sordariaceae. The record is from RefSeq and is a predicted model, not a curated record.
AUGUUUGCGAGGGAGUUGACUGCUAGUCCAGAGGUUAUGAGUUCUGUUAAGGCAGAGGCAAAGAAAGAGGAAGAGAAACAUGAGGAGGACGACAGGAGGGGGAUGGUGAGUCGGUGGUCGUAUAGUUCGUCGGAUUUUGAGGAUGGGCAGAUGGUGGAUAGGGAGGUGUCGCCUGUUCCUGGUUUUAGUACUCCGGAGGCUGGACAGGAGGCGGAACAAGUGUCCGUGGAAGAACAACAUUUAGUACAAGAAGGAGGGCGACAAACACCAUCCGCACAAAAGAGCAGAAACAGCACAACUGGCGGCACCACCACCAGCGGACCUCCCACUUCCUCCGAAGAGAAUGACGAAACCGAGCAACAACGGGGGGAAGAACUGAGUCUCCCAUUCAACAACCUCAACGCCCAACUUUCAAACCUUCAAAUAUCCCUUGACAGUCUUGUCUCUCUAGCGGUCAGUGUCGAAGCAGCGGUUGGGGAGGUUCAUGAUGCCAUGAUUACUCUCUGUGAUAGGGCACGGGAAGCAUUCGUCAACGCAGGCCAGUUUAUGGAAGAGGUGGAGAGAGUGGAGGGACAACUGGGUAAGGUGAGGAGACAGUUGAAGGGUAAAGGGAAGGAAAUUGUUGGCAGUGGUGAACGAGAGAAACCAGAGGAUGAUGAAGACAAAGGUAAGACAAGAGAAGACACUCUUCUAGGAAUUGGCAUGCAGUUCCUCAAUAAAGAUAAUUCAACGAGUGAAGUAGGGACUCAACGAGAGCAACGGAAGGUGCAAGAACAAGAAUGCGGGGAACAGGAGGAAAAAAAGCAAGGCGACAGAAAAGAAACACCAUGCGGGAAUAUCACCAUGUUCGUCGCCGAAGGAAGGUCGGAACCAACCACGGAGAGGACCACCGAGCGGACCGGCACCGGGAGGGGCGGAGUGGGUUUGAUGUACGGUUUGAGUACCUAG